Eleginops maclovinus (Patagonian blennie) is the source of this 5770-nucleotide messenger RNA. It is a transcript of the gene apbb2b, whose product is annotated as amyloid beta (A4) precursor protein-binding, family B, member 2b. The record is from RefSeq and is a predicted model, not a curated record. Bases 342 to 3110 code for a protein of 922 amino acids. Gene Ontology annotation, molecular function: transcription factor binding; amyloid-beta binding. Gene Ontology annotation, cellular component: nucleus; cytoplasm. Lineage: Eukaryota; Metazoa; Chordata; Actinopteri; Perciformes; Eleginopidae. The transcript has 18 exons. Gene Ontology annotation, biological process: regulation of DNA-templated transcription.
GAGGAGACCGGGAGGCUGCGGCGGCAUAUGGGGCAUUUAUAGGAGCCAGCGUGUGUUUCUGUUGAUUUGUUUUGUUGGAUAUGUUGUUGAUUUAAUAUUCCACGUAGUGUCACGGAAUGCAACGGUUGUUUUCGAGAAGAGCCGUUGUUGCGGAGCAAGCCGCCGUUGAUCACCGCUACGUACAAGGACACUGCUCCUUUAGUGAAGCCCUCGUGAUUGGAUGAAGAGAGAACCACUGACUACCAGUAUGGACGCGCUACAUGCUGGAGUUUCCCACAGUCCUUAGUUCUCUGAUCUGCAGCUGAGACUACUGAACCCUGAACCGUGACCAGCGCAGGUCUAUGACUGACCUCCUGACAGGUGAUCUGUCUUGUGCCGCGAUGAUGUCAGUAGACGUGACCAAUCGUAACAGCCCUGCUGCCACGCCUCCCACUUCCCUCAGCCUCCGCUCGUCACACAACCAGCUGCUGAGCAGUGAUGUCAUCAACCAAGGCUCUGCCACGCCACCCAAGUGUCGCAAAAAGUACGCACUUACCAAUAUACAGAGUGCCAUGGGCCUUGGCGAAGCAGUGCCCUCUUCAUCUUCCCCGUCAUCCCCCUCACAGCCCUUAACCCCUAACAAUCCCAAACUUGCCAAGAACGGAGUGAACCAGCUUCGUAAAGCCGGUCAGGAUCACAACAAAAACACAACCGGCCCUGACUUGGUGGAUCCAGAGUCUGAAACUACAGCUGAUGACCUCAAUGUCAACACAGCUGAGGAAGAUGACAGCCACGCUCUCACCAACAAUGACAGGGAGGAAGACGUCAUUAAGAGAGACUUUGAACUUCACUCGGACGACAGCAGUGAUGCAGACCCCGAGCCGAAAACUGAAUCAGACAUUGACUGUAACAUUAACACAAGCGUGCAGAUCAAACUGAACGGCAACUCCACAGAUUUGGACUUUGACUUGAACAUUGAGACAGAGGAGAGCGACGACAUCAGCAUUCUGUCUGAAAAGGAAAUGAUGUCGAAGAUGAAGAUCGAGGAAGAUGGAGAUGAGGCGGUAGAGGAGGAGCAGGAGAACGAGGAGAAUAAACCUUUACUGAUGAUAAAAAGUGAGUCUCCUGUGAUGAACCACAACGUUUCUUCAAGCCUGGAGCUCAUCUCUGACCUCCACUCCAACCUCAAGCUCCUCAAAUCAGGCCAGGACGCUCCGGUGCCUCCCCCUCCCUCCCCACCGAAGCAGGCCAGCCCAGAGGACACACCCCUGCUUUCUGUGGCCUCCUGCUCCUCCUCUUCCUCCUCCUCUCCAGAGACCAAGAAGGACAGAAGGACCGGGGCAAAGACAGACUGUGCUUUGAACCGCAUUCAGAAUCUGAACCCCAGUGACGAAGAGUUGAGUUGGACCACACUGUCCCAGGAGAGCAACUCCCCCGAAGAGACAGAUAUCUGGAGUGAGCAGUCAUUCCAGACAGACCCUGACCUGCCUCCAGGAUGGAAGAAGAUCACAGACAUGGCCGGUAUCUACUACUGGCACAUUCCUACAGGCACCACCCAGUGGGAGAGGCCGGCCACACGCCCUGCACCCCCCGGAGAGACAGAGCCCCUGGCCCUGGGCGACCACACAGCCUCCACACCACGUAAACACUCCCUGGGCUCACUCAGCCCCUCACCUACUCCUGACCACGAGUCGAGCCAGGCGGAGAUCUUCUUCAGGGGGUCGACUCGCUCAAGCACCACCUCUGACAGCUCCGUGGAGCCUCUCUCCACCCAAGAGCCCACCGUCACCACAUGUGGAUUUGUCAACAGCUGUUACUUUCCUCGUUCCACUUCUCUACAGGGGAUGCCUGAUCCAGAGCUGCGCUCUCAGCAUCUCGAAGAUGAAGACAAGAAACAGGUGUGGAGUGAAUUUGGCGGAAAGAUUGAUAGUGAAGUGUGGAAGGACCUGCAAGCAGCCACGGUGAACCCUGACCCCAGCCUGAAGGAGUUCGAGGGUGCUACGCUUCGCUACGCAUCACUAAAGCUAAGGAACCGUCCGUCAGUGGAAGACGAGGAGUCCUGCAGGAUCAACAGGAUCAACUCAGAAACAAAGUGCUUUGCAGUGCGAUCUCUGGGGUGGGUUGAAAUGGCCGAAGAGGACUUGGCUCCUGGAAAGAGCAGUGUUGCCGUUAACAACUGCAUCCGACAGCUGUCCUACUGCAAGAAUGACAUCCGAGACACCGUCGGCAUCUGGGGAGAGGGGAAGGACAUGUACCUGCUGCUGGAGAACAAUAUGUUAAACCUGGUCGACCCCAUGGACCGCAGUGUGCUUCACUCUCAGCCAAUCGCAAGUAUCCGGGUCUGGGGCGUUGGCCGGGACAAUGGCAGGGACUUUGCAUAUGUUGCGCGGGAUAAAAACACCAGGAUCCUGAAAUGUCAUGUGUUCCGCUGUGACACGCCAGCCAAAGCCAUCGCCACCAGCCUGCAUGAGAUCUGCUCCCGGAUAAUGACAGAGCGAAAGAAUGCCAAAGCGAUGGCAGGCUCUCUCCAGGACAGGAUGCAGGCAGGACUAGAUCUCCCCUUACAAGCAGAGUUCCCCACACCAAAGACGGAGCUGGUUCAGAAGUUCCAGGUGCUCUACCUUGGGAUGCUGCCUGUGGCCAGACCAAUAGGCUCUGCUCCAGGCAUGGACAUACUGAACGGAGCUAUAGACAGCCUGAUGGGUUCUUCAAACAGAGAGGACUGGACCCCGGUAGACCUCAAUGUAGCAGAUGCUACUGUCACCAUCAGCAAAGAGAAGGACGAAGGGGAAGUGCUGGUGGAGUGUCGUGUUCGUUUCCUGUCUUUCAUGGGCGUCGGGCGGAACGUGCACACGUUUGCCUUCGUCAUGGAUGCUGGCGGCCAUCGCUUCGACUGUCACGUCUUCUGGUGUGAGCCCAACGCUGGACACGUGUCAGAGGCCGUACAGGCCGCUUGUAUGCUGCGGUAUCAGAAGUGUUUGGUGGCUCGCCCCCCCUCCCAGAGGGCAUGUGGCUCAUCGCCCCCCGGAGACUCGGUAUCCCGUCGGGUCUCGACCAGUGUGAAGCGAGGCGUCCUGUCUCUCAUCGACACCCUCAAACAAAAGAGACCCGUCACAGAGUUGCCGCAGUAACCAACUAUUAAGCGCUACCGACUCCCUACCACAACCCCCAGUCACCAUGGUAAUUAGUCGCAUUGCUGCCAAAUACCUGUCGCCACCAGUCCCCUGUAACCAUGGAAACGCAUAAACCCAAGGGUUUGGGGAAACCCUGUCACCAUUCCUUCACUUCUUCAUACUCAAAAAGGGAUUUCACCUCAAGAGUUUCUCAAGCUCUUGUGAGGAAAUUCAUCUGUUUGCUUAUAAAAAAGGAGAUUAACAAAGACUUAUCGAGAAGGAACAACUACAGAGAAACACCCCAGUGGAGAUCUUUGGCGGUGAUUGUGUACAUAGGAGUGACUCUCAUCCCCCUCGGCACAGAGAAUAGAGGAGCAAGAACUGAAGAAGUAGGAAGUGCUCCUUCCAACUCAGCACGUGUGAUGCUGCUGAUCUCUCCAUGCUCUAACUGCAUCUGUGUCUGUGCAGCCAGCAUGACCUUGCACACCUGACCACCCUCCCAUCAUUCACCUGGUUGUCCUGUUAGUCUUUAGUGGCGUUUCCCCCUCUGUCCCUCUUCCUCAUUGUUCUCUGUAGACUGAAAUGGAAAGAGACUCCUGAAAGCCAUCGUGUCUGUUGUCAAAUGAACGAAAGAAAGAAGCAACUACAGACAGUGAGUCUACACGCUCUUACCUGUUCAACUAACCCUGCAUGAACUUUUUAUAGAAAAAAUAUCAAUACAUUGCUGCUGCUUACAGAAGGGGUGAUAAAAUCCGAAGCCACAUUGUUUUCCUGUCUCCUUCCUUUGUUCCUCGUCGACUGUGCAAGAAUCGGCCUGGAAGGUUGAACGAGUGGUGACCUUUCACCCGAACAAUCUUUUGCAUUCUUCUUGUUUACUUGUUUUUAUUAUUUCAAUAUCCCUUGGAAAACAACACACGAUAACCAUAAUGAAGGAAGAGACAGGACGGGCACAGUGUUCCUCCUCCACUGCUCUCUGCUGCUCCAAACACAGGAAAUACCGGCAUGCUGCUGCUGCUCCUAGAUACACAUGCUGGAGGAAAUUUGAUAGAUUAUUCCUUUAAAUCCCACCUUAGUUCUUGACAACUAAUAAAAAAAAAGGGGGUUGGCAACACAAGAAAGGCUUGAGGAAUCCUACAAAGAAGAGGACUGGAGGAAUGUGUUUUUGUACCUGGGUCUGGUGCCAGCCGAGAGGCGGAUUUCAUCUCCAGCUCGGCUGUUUUUGGAGAGGAAAGUCAACAGAGAGACAUGUUGACUCGGACUAACAGGACUCCUGGGCUGCUAUCUGUCUGUCUCCAGGGUUCUGUUCACUUGAAUGCGCCUGCUCUGUUUUCUCAUUGCAUAUUUCCUCACGGUUUUUCCCAUACAAAUCUCAAAUCAACACUGCUAGCUCCUUAUUAUUACAUAUCUGAAGAGCUUGGAUGUACGGUAAUAAGUCUGGAAAUUUAUUGCAAAUAAAAAAACACAUUAAGAUGUAGAUUAGAGGAUUAAAGCAGUGAGUGCCAUCCAUUUUCCAAUUGUAUCAUAUGAUGAGGGAAAAUGUACACAACACCACUUGUGAAAAUCUCUGAACAUUAGUUGGUCAAGAUAUUGCUGUCCUAGAAACCACACCUAGUAGUUCUCAUUUCUUUGAGGUGGGAUGAAGCAUUUCCCAGUGGCCCGCUGAUGCUUUUUGUAAGAGAAAGAAACUGUGGAGACACAUCUCAUUACUCAACAUCUAUAAUUGACCAUCUGCAAAACCCCUCUUUUUUUCGUAAACAGCAUGAUGUGAGGAAGUGAAUGGCAACAGUAUCUAAAAUGGGACAUCUGUAAUGUGUCUCCCUUUCUUGCACCAGGAUUUUGAGCGCCAUGGUUAACAUACAUAUGCUGUAGGAAGCAGGAGUGUAAUUGAGAUUGUGAUGAGGAAACACAGCCACUUAUUUUGUCACAAGGAUGUUGAAAUGUGAAUGAGAUGACAAAAUGUGCGUGUACAUAAUAUCAGUUUAAUGUCGGCAUUAAUCAUUGUUAUAAGCUAUCUUUUUUUCUUUUUCUUUUAAUGAAAUGCCUUUUUUUGAGAGCUCACCAAAUGGCCAAAGUGUAAAAUACUGAUAUACAUUGUUGUAGAUAAGAAAAUUACAAGAGCAAAUAAUGAAACGAGGAGAGGCGAUUGGACAUUUUCACAGCUGUCAAUUACGUUGAUACUGAAUUUAACUGAGCAAUUAUCUAUGCAUUCUUUUGAUCUCGAGAAAUGGAAAGUUGUGAAAAGCCUUGCAUGCCCUUGGACAGUUGAAAGAACGACUGUAUGUACUGAACAGAAAUAUUUUUUAUUUUAUUUAUUCUAUUUUAUAAAGGUAUAUACUGAUUUUAUUAGUUGGGGCGAGUAAAGUGUCAUCGUCUCAGUCCCUGGUUAAAUCACAAUCACACAGCUUUGCAGAAAAACAAAUAUAUCUUCACCUUGUACAGCAAACUGAGAGCUGGGAGUGAUGGUGAUGAUGAUGGUGAUGAUGAUGAUGAUGAUGAUGAUGAUGAUGAUGGUAGUAACAUAUGUGCACUCCCAGUGUCUCUGUCAAGCUCACACACAUGAACAAAAACAGACACACACCUUUCCCACAGAUGGAUGUGUUGCUUCCUUUGCUGCUCACUGAUUUGUACACUUUAUCGAUGUAAUCAGUUGUGAGAAUAAACAGCAUUAUAAAACAGAA